Molecule: messenger RNA, 492 nt
Organism: Trichomonas vaginalis G3
Lineage: Eukaryota; Parabasalia; Trichomonadida; Trichomonadidae
Exons: 1
Coding region: 1-492 (163 amino acids)
Source: RefSeq, a predicted model, not a curated record
AUGAAUGUUAAACUUAUUGCAGGAGUUUUGAAGUUCAGUUAUGCGAAGGAGUUUAAGAUACCAAGAAUGAGUCAUAGAGUACAACUUCUUUUGGGAGCAUACCAUAUGACAUUUCCUUUGAAAAGUGUUGACAAAACGAUUGAGAUGAAAUCUGUUCCAUACGUAUGUUAUGGUAAUUGUUUGUACAUUGAGUCAAAAAUAGCUAAUGUCACAGGUAUUUCAGGAGUUAAUAGUAAAGGUUCAGUAGAAUAUAAAUCCUUCUGUUAUGCAGUCAAUUCAAUGUUCAUUCCAAACGUUCCUGUCAUAGCAACUCAUUUAGGUAAAUGGGUUCGCAUUAGUCCUCAUAAUUUGAAAGACAUGCAAUUCAGACUUGUUGACUUUCAAGGAGAGCCUGUAGAACUGAAGGCACCAGUGCGAAUGACUGUUGAAGUUGACUUUUUAGAAAAUAUUAAAUGCAACAGCUUACAAGAGAACUCAGAGCUAAAAAUAUAA